AUGGGCCCGCCUCGCCCGCAUUCUGACUUCGCGCAAUUGACAUUGACAUCACUCACAUCCACAUAACAAUCAUCAUAACAACGAUUACUACUAUUACACUUAUUACUCCUUUUCGAAAUGGUUUGCGCAAAGUGUCAAAAGAAAUCGUCGAGCACCACUUCUUUGGCGACCCCGGAGGUCAAGAAGAAGAAUGAUAUGUAUUUUGGUUCGCCCGCUGGAUCAUCAUCAUCCAAGGCUGGUACGAAAACCUCCGCCACGUUAGGGAAUAAUGGCAUAGGCAAGGUAAGACUGAUCGUCGCAUACUAUGUCUGAAGAUUAACAUUGCGUCGUAGAGCAAAUUAUUGUCGAAAGCUGCGAGAAAUCCUUAUGCUACAUACUCGACAACCUGCACUGGGAAGGAGUGCAGCACCAAAGUUGACCAGGGUAGAAAAUAUUGUCUGAAGUGUUCAUACAAAGCGAAUGGUAUGUGGCUAUGCGCUCAGUCGGGGCUGUGUUACGAAGAUUCUAACAGGAAACCAGCCUGCGCAAUGUGUGGAAAGUCUAACUCAAAAACGUCAUCCACCGCCCCUGUCGUCGCCGGACAAAAGUUCAAUCUAAAAUGAGGAAAUGCAAGCAACUGGGACAGAUACAUCAAUGAAAUAUAUAUAUGGGGAACGGCGUCUGGAGUAUAUGCAUGGUCUUUAUGGCGAGCAGACAAUGGCUCAUGAAUUUGCUUGGUAUUUAUGAAUUAGCAGGAAACAUUACAACGUUCAUUGCUAUAGAAGGGAUAAUCAAACUGAGGCACUCGAGAACAUAGGAUUAUACCGAUCAUUGAAUCUUCUUUUCCACCUACCGGAGGAAUAUACUUCAUAUACUGCCUGCAACGCAUCGAAUUACGAUAUCGGAUAUACACUUGUGAGUGUAUAUCCGGCAUAGCCACAGGUGGAAACCAGAAUUUAUAUGAGAUAGCACUGAACGAAUAAUAAGAUUUCAAUGUAAUUCUGGAGCAAAGAUCCACAGUCGCUGUACGGAUUCAAGAAUAGACACGAUAGGUACUGGAGCAUAGCAAUCUCCUGGAACGAUCCUUUGUAUGCUUCAGGUUUGAUUUAACGUCUCAUUUUGAAUCAAACAAUCAACUCUCAAAAUUUGAAAGAGAACAAAAGAAAAGAGAAAAAGAGGAGGGUGAUCGGGUUAGUUGCGAUU
This is a messenger RNA of Sclerotinia trifoliorum, 1182 nucleotides long. NCBI's taxonomy places the organism in Eukaryota, Fungi, Ascomycota, Leotiomycetes, Helotiales, Sclerotiniaceae. The record is from the annotation of a GenBank genome assembly.